Molecule: messenger RNA, 2178 nt
Organism: Geodia barretti
Lineage: Eukaryota; Metazoa; Porifera; Demospongiae; Tetractinellida; Geodiidae
Source: the annotation of a GenBank genome assembly
CUUGGAACAUGUCGACGAAAGGCUAUGGUUCCACGGUUAGCAGCCCUAUUACCAGCUACACCGCUACCAACGAUACCAUCACGUCGGGGUUUAGCGUGUUGUCUCCGUUUACGGAGUUGAUGAGCCGCCGAUCGUGCAGUCCUCCCAUCAACCGCUACUGCAGCGAUAACGAUUCUUCAGAUGUCUCCUCGGAGAACUCCCGGUGCAUUGUGGAGCGUAGACAGGGUCUCCCGAGCUCCCUGCGUCUGUAUGUGACCAGUUUAAGUCCUCGCAGUCUCCGUCGCUCCUACAUCCACAGGCGACUUCCGUGCAACAAGAACGUGUGGCUCGUCUUGCUCAUGUUCUUUCUGCAGGGUUUCGCGGAGUAUUCGACUCUCCUGUUUCUUUUCUUCGCUCUCGACGCGCACCAACCCCUCAACCCACCGCAGGUUGUCGCUUCCUUCCUCCUAAUACAGUGCCUUGUACUUGCAGCCUCUCCGGUCGUGGGAUUCCUAGCUGAUGCCUACUUUGGUCGCUACAACACCAUCAAGGCCAGCCUCUACGUGUGCCUGCUUGGAGCCGUAGCUUUGGCCGUUGGCUUCAGCACAGCAAAGCUGGACCCCUGGCUGAGGUCAGGCAUGGCGAGGGGGACCAUUACCGCCAGAUCGACUUCGAGGGAGAAAAGCAGGUGGCCGAAGGAAACAGAAGUAUUCAUAGGAGUUUUUACGCUGUGAUGUACGUCGGGCUGACGGGAGUAACGGUGAACCUCAUACCGUUCGGCGUGGACCAGUUGCCGGAGGCGUCCAGCGGCGAGCUGAGCUCGUAUUUCCACUGCUACUUCUGGUGUUUGACCGCUGGAGAACUACUGAGUGCCGCAGCCCUCCCGUACAUCUACCAGCACUAUUCUCUGGGAUCGUCUUCUUGUUGCUUGCUGUGUGUUUCACAGGCGAGAUCCUGAUCCUUAUUCUUCGGCGUCAUGAAGGAUUUGUCAUCCAGCCACUUAUAAAAAAUCAAUUCAAGCUCAUCUACCGCGUCCUCAAGUGUUCGUUUAGUGCUAAAAAGCCAGUGUUCAGAAGUGCGUUUGAUAUCGGACGCCCUCCCCCCUUCACGAAUUGACAGAGCUAUGGACAUAAAUGGCGGAAAGUUUACCGUGGAACAAGUGCAAGACGUUAAAACUGUGCUGCGAAUAUUGGUCAUCCUUCUCUCCUUUUUUGGUUACUACGCAGUUUCUGCACAGCUAGCGAGCACCUAUUUUCUGGAGGGUGUGCAGAUGUCGGUACCGCGAGGGACAUACACAAACUGUACCGAAACCAUUUACAAAAGCACCGACUACUUUGUCAAUGCCACGUACUCCAUCGAAUGCCACAAGUGGAGCAUUCCUCCUUCAUUCUGGAUGGCAUCUGCGAGUUUCAUACCCAUUCUGGUGCUCAUCCCACUCGUAGACCGUCUGUUCUAUGUUAGCUGCAGACCAAAGAUGCUGAAAAGGAUAGCUGCAGGGAAUAUCUUUCUUCUACUGAGCAUACUGGUCGCUGUACCAGUGGAAAUAGCACGGAUGGAGAAACUAUGGGAUCAGUUUACCCACGGAGGGAAUAGUACGGUCGUGAUAAACGCCAUACCGUUCCACACUGCAAGUGCGACGACAUUUCACUUAGCUUCGCCGCUUUCCAUUGUUUCCAUAAUGCCGCAGUACAUUCUGUUUGGAUUCACAAAGGUCUUUGCUAAAAUCACAGUUGUGGAGUUCAUCUAUGCACAGAGCCCGGGAGCCAUGAAAGGCCUUCUGCUAGGAAUGCUGUUUUUUACCAGUGGCAUGGCAAUGGGAUUCUCCUCUCUCCUCAUCUUUCUUCAGGGCAUGGCAAGAAAAAACAGUUUGAGUUUACUUCCUACUUCGGAAACUCAUAUGACGUGCAAGAGAGCCUCAAUUGUUUGUCAAGCAAGGGGCGUGAAUGUGUGGAUGGGCCGUUGUUUUCGUACAUUGUUUUAGCCGUUGCUGUACUGGUAUCUUUUAUUGUCUUUAUACUGAGCAGCCUACAAGUACACUCCACGCAGACGAGGCAUAGAGCCACACUAUAACCCAUAUCUUUAACAUUUCAAUUUUUAAAAUAAUUAUUACACUGUUCAAAUGAAAUGACCGUCCUUUAUUUUCAGUGCGUCGUCGACUAUUAUUAGCACAAAGCUCACAGCAGUCCACACACUAACAAA